GUCCUUUCCUUCUCUUCUUCGACAAGUCUAAAGGAUAAUUCAUUCCUAUUAAUCUUUGUUGUUCUGUCUAAUUGAAAUCUUGUUAGCUAUAUAAUUCGCUUUCGCCACAAAACCUCGAGCUCGUCGGAAAUCAAGAAAUUGUAGAUGUGAUCGAUCCAAUUCCUGAUCCAUGGCCGUUGGCGAUAGUAGCUUAGAGUUAUCUCAUCGCAUGGAAGAAUAUUCUGGAAGAACAAUGAAAGUUUCUGUUGUAUGGAAAGGAAACAAAUACACUCUCCAGAUCGAUUCCGGGUCAAAUCUAAAGGAUUUGGGUUAUGAAUUGAUGAAAUUAACCGGCGUUACGGCGGAGACGCUCCGUUUGAUCGUUCCUCGGUUGAAUGAAAAAGGGUCAAGAUUGUUUUUGCCUUUCUCUGAUGAACACUCGAGCUUGAGCUUGCAAGAAUCUUCCAUAAUUGAGGAUAAAGCUAUCAGAAUGAUGGGAGUGUCUGAAGAAGAGGUCAACGGUGUUCUGAAAAAUGCAAUGCCUGACAUGAGAAUACUUGGCUUUGAGGAAGAAGAGAGAAGGCUUAGGCAAAAGAAGUUGUCUAACACGUCAAUCAAGCUUCCACAGGGACCUUACAUCUUCUGUGAUUUCCGUACUCUUCAAAUCCCGGGUAUAGUGUUAAACCCUCCUGCUUCUGAUGCUCUAAAGAGAAUGCACAUGCUUGCAGCAGACCCUGGUAUUGUCGCGGUUAUGAACAAGCAUCGUUGGAGAGUAAGAAUUAUGUCAGAAUUCGCCCCAGUUGGUUAUGUUGGUGUCAGUCCGAAAUGUCUUCUAGGCUUCAACAAGAAUCAAGGAGAGGAGAUUUCUCUACGUCUUCGGACUGAUGAUCUCAAGGGAUUCAGAAAGUACCAGAGCAUAAAAAAGACUCUAUUGCAUGAGCUUGCUCACAUGGUAUACACGGAACAUGAUGAAAACUUUUAUGCUCUUGAUAGACAGUUGAAUAAAGAAGCUGAAAGCUUAGAUUGGACUAAAUCAAGGGGUCACACUUUAAAUGGAACGAAAAUUAUGAAUGACUAUGAUGAGGAAGACCACUUCGUUGAUGAACAUGAAACUUUUUCUCAGAGGCUUGGUGGAAAUCAAUACGAUAAUCUGAGAAAUGCUCGUGAAUCGUCUGUUGCUGCUGCUUAUCGCCGUCUCUCCCACGCAAGUGAAAACAAAGACGCUGGUGUUUCGAAACUCAAACCUGAUCCUGAUGAAUUGGUUGAUGUUCGUGAUGAGAAUAAUCAGCCAAGUCUCCCUAAAGCUAAAGUUGAGCCUGAUCCAGAUGAAACCACUGAAAAUGGUACAACAGAAAUCGAUCAAGGUCACUCAUGGAUUCCAUCAAAUUCUAGAGAUGCAUCUGCACCAGAACAUCACUCAGGCUCAACUGAAAUGGCGAGUAAUCUUCCUGGCCAUGCUGAAGAUGAUAAUGAACCUGAUCCGGAUGACUUAGAAACACUCACAAGUAUAAUGGAUGUUGAGAAUAUGGAAAUUUCAAAUGAUCUGAAGAGACCUCCUGGAGAGCCUAAUGCAGAUGAAACAAUCAUUGUGGUUGAUGAGCCUGAUCCAGAUGAUUUGGAGAUUCAAAGGAUCCAAGACUCUGUUACCAUCAUCUCUAACCGUCUCAAGAAAGCCAUAAAUGCCUUGAAAACUGGAGUUAGCACUGUUGAAGCGACCAAUGUGCUGCAAAUGCUUCUCAAAAUAGUGAGGAACAUAAUUGAACAGCCAAAUGAAAUGAAAUUUAGAAGGCUGCGUAAGGGAAACCCUGCAAUUAAGCGCAAGAUACUCAACUUUGCAGCUGCCGUUGAGAUCCUUUCCGUGGUUGGCUUUGUCGAAGAGAUGGUAUGGGAAAACACUGGAACACAAGAACCAUAUUUGGUACUGAAACGUAAUGACCCAGGCCUCUUGUGGAUUGCUAAGUCCAUGAUCGAAUCACACACCACAGGUUCGUAGCCAAAUAUUACGUACAUGUUACACUGUAAAGACUGAAUUUAUAAGAAGUGGUUCUGUUAAAUGGAAUGUGUGAAUCUGCUGACUGUACAGCAGAACAUGAUAUCAAUAGAAAUUUAAAAAGGUAAAUCAUCACAAGAAGAGAGUUAAAACAUUGUAAAAUU
This is a messenger RNA of Eutrema salsugineum, 2133 nucleotides long. RefSeq lists its product as uncharacterized. NCBI's taxonomy places the organism in Eukaryota, Viridiplantae, Streptophyta, Magnoliopsida, Brassicales, Brassicaceae. The coding region runs from base 170 to 1972 and encodes 600 amino acids. The record is from RefSeq and is a predicted model, not a curated record. The transcript has 11 exons.